Olea europaea var. sylvestris is the source of this 865-nucleotide messenger RNA. RefSeq names its product wound-induced protein 1-like. The coding region runs from base 16 to 615 and encodes 199 amino acids. Lineage: Eukaryota; Viridiplantae; Streptophyta; Magnoliopsida; Lamiales; Oleaceae. The record is from RefSeq and is a predicted model, not a curated record. The transcript has a single exon.
AUCUAAAUCACAAACAUGCCCCCCAUAGUACCUAUAUAUACACUCCUCCUCUCCUAUUUCAUUUCCCAGCAACUUAACUCCUUCCCUUUUCAAUUACUUCACUGCAAUUUAUUUGCUUCCUUUCAGGAACUGGCUAACCCUCAAAAAACUCUGGAGGAGACCCAAAACGAAGGGGUGGUGAUCGCCCUAUAUGAUGCCUUAAAAAUACACGACGCUGAGGCAGUCCAGAAGAUUCUGGCCCCGGAUCUUGAGUGGUGGUUCCAUGGCCCGCCUUCCCACCAGUUUUUAAUGCGCUUGCUCACCGGCUCUGCCGAAGAAGAUACCGACACCAGCUUCACUUUCCUCCCCCACCGCAUCUCCGCCUUUGGCUCGACGGUGCUCGUUGAGGGUUUCGAUCAGACCCGUACCAUUGCCUGGGUUCACGCUUGGACUGUGGAUGGGAUAAUCACUCAGGUCAGAGAGUAUUUCAAUACCUCCCUGACUGUUACGCGCUUUGGAAAGACAGACAAAUCGGAUUACAGCAGUAUAACGUCACUCCAUUGCCCUUCGCUGUGGGAGAGUAGUCUCCCCAAUCGGGUCGGAAAAUCUGUCCCGGGUCUUGUUCUUGCUAUAUAAAGAUUACCUAGACGAAUAAAUUAGUGUUGGGUCUUGUUUAUUUUCUCAUUUUGCAUGGGCUGAGGGAGCACCGUUUGAUCUUAUAUCCCGGGGAUGUGAGAUUUUCAACGGUUGGGUUUGAUUUGGGGAGUUUGAUUUGUGUGUGUGUUGGCUGUUGUUGGAAGGGGACCCACGAUGACUGGGCGAUCCUUCGACUUUGAUCAUGUGUGUGUUUUGUUUGCAAUAAAAAAGUUCUCGUGUGAUUUGCAAA